GUUUUUGUCGCUCAGUUGUUGCUGUGCGCGCUCCCACGUUCGAGGCUAACGCAGCAGGAGCAGCAACAACAACAAACGCAACGCACAAAAGCAUGCUACGCUAAAUUGCAUUUGGCGUCUGUCAAGGACAAAACAAAACGCUGUUUGUGUGAGUGCAACCGCAACAACAAUAACAAUAGCAACAACAGCAUGUGGCACAAAUAACGGAACUGCAAAGUAUCAACAGCAAGGAAAGAAAGCAGAAAAAAAACUAGAUAGGAAAACAAAACAAAGGGAAGGAACAAAUCACACACACGAGGGGUAAAAAACUAAGGAGAAAAAAACAAACGGAGGCUGCAAAAAUAAGAAAAAAGAGGAGAAAAAGGGAGAGGCAACACACACACACACAUACAUACCCCCGCCCCCUUCACAUCCGCCAUCCAGGACAUUUGGCGCCAGCUUGGGCAGCGACUGCGACGUCGACCGAGGCAGCGGCAGAGAACCAUGUGUCUCCAUCCCUCUCACUCUUACACAAUUGCGCUGCAGUGGCUCGUGCUCUCCUUGUCCCUCCUUUUGGCGCUGCUGCCAGCGAACGUGUCGGCUAGAUUUUGCGAGGGCUGCAGUCAGGGAUGUUGCACCCAGGGCUGUUGCCCACCGUACCAGGGCGGGCCACGCCCCCUUCCGCCUUCCUCGGACUCCCACGUGCUCAAUCUGUUCUUCGCCACCCACUGGUUCUUCUGGUGCGUGGUAGUAGCCAUUAUCUUGGCCAUCCUGUGUGCCUACUCCUUGUGGAAGAAGCGAAGGACCCUGUGUGGCUGGGGAUUCAAUGAGCACCACACCCAAUCCGAGGGAGAUUCAGCCGGUUCCUGCUAUGCUCCUCCGCAAUACAGUCGCUGCAACUCAUUUCACCAUCCGCCGCCGCCCUACACGGAGGUCACCUCCAAACCGGACCUGUAUCCGCUCGUCUUCACUUGCAACAGUGAUUCGGGCAAUGGCAAGGGCAACGGCAGCUCCAGCUACCUGAUGGUCCAGUACUUCCGGAACUACAUUGUCCGGCCGGCGGCGGGCGGAUCCCUGAGUGCGGCCAGCACCGUUGACUCCCUGAGCUCCAGCUUCAUCUGCAAUGCGAACGAGGCCAACACUUUGGUGCCGCCGCCAUAUUCCCGGGCAGCCAGUCCGGAGCUGGGGCUGCAUCACUAUGUGGCCCAUGCCCAUGCACAUGGUCAUGGCCAUGGACAUGGCAAUAGCCACCUGAGAUCCAUGGAGCAGGCGGCGCCGCACCAGGUGCCCAGUGCUCCGCUGGCCUCUGUGCACUAUGCCAUGCCGAGAUCGGCAUCCCAGCUGGUGGAGCCGGACGCCUAUCAGCCCAGACUGAUGCCCGCCCAGGCGCAGCACUAUGCCACCGUGGCGCUGGGCAGUGCUCCGGGCGGAGGAGCCCUUUACAGCACCCGGCUGCACGCCUCCCACGAGGAGGGAGUGGGCGUGGGCUACCUGCAGUCCCAGAGUGACCAGCACUUCCGGUACUUGGCGAACAGCAGCAGCAGCCUAAGCGACAUCUUUGUGAACAACAGCUGUGUGGCAGGAAUGUUGCCAGAGAGUGGAGGAGCAGGCGGUGCCUCCCAGGGCGCGGAGAGUGGAGCGGCCACGCAGGCGGCCUCCCUGAACAGCCUGGCCAUGGGUGGCUUGGGUGGAUCGGUCACUGGCGGCACAGGGGCUUCGGGAGGAACUGGCACACCGGUGAUAUACAGCAAUGGUUGCAUCCAGCCCAAUCCGCUGCACAGCCUGGAGAACUGUUGCCAGCCAUCGGCCCAGGUGUCCGGAGUGAGUAGUCUGGCCAACAUUGGGACACCGGGAUCGCCGCCCCAGGCCACCAGUCCGACGGGCGAGGUGCGUGAAAUUCUCGACCAGAUCCGGCAGCUCCAGGCGGGCGUUAGCUACGAGCAGCUCCUGCUCAGCGGAACGGGGGCCAAGCCCCGGCUGCAGCACACGCUAUCGACGCCCUCGAACACCCAGCAGGUGCUGCAGCCCAUCCUGACCACAUCCGCAUCCAUUUCCGGCGGCAGCAGUGGGCGGAGUAAAAAGUUCUUCACCUCUGGCAGUAAAACGCAGCCGAACAAGGCUUUGUACAUACCAAUGGCGGCCAUCGGGGGAUCCGGUUCGGGAUCGGGAGCCCAGCGUUGUGUGCUCAAGAGUCCGGUGAGCAGUGUGGUCAGUGGAGCCAGCUUCUUUGUGAACCGGGGACGAACGGCGCGCAAGGGAUGGAUCACCCGAUCGGCGCCCACGACUCCGGGCAGUGCCCUGCCCCCCAAUCGACUGGGUGACGACAGUCCGCUGCUGCUCAACGAGCACGAUGAGGAUGCCAUCGACGAUGAUGAUGAGGAGGAGGAGGAGGAGCGUGAUCAGCUGGAUACCGACAACGAAACGGAGGCGGAGGCCAGGAGCCAUCAUCGCCAGCAUCGCCAUCAUCGCGGCCAUCGCAGCCAUCGCCAUGGACAGCUUGAAUAAUAGUGGGCGUGGCCGUUGGAGUCGCCAGUGUCAUUUAGUAGUUGUUGUUGUAGCUCAAGGUUCUCCUUUAGAAAUAAGCUUUUAAACGAAAGUGGAGAAAUGUUUGGGAGCCGGCGGCACGCUUCUUAGUCUGAAGAGUCUUGAAAAGCUAGGUCGUUUGAAUCUUAGUUCCGUUUGUAGCAUUAAAAAGUUCUCAUUUUCUAGAAUUCGAUAUAUUAUAGAUCAUUUUAUCGAGUGGUUUAAAUUCUCCAAGUUAUUUAUUUUUUAUUUAAUGAAAUUCCUAAAGAUCUUUAAAUCUUUUAUUUUAAUAUUCAUAUAAAAACUAUAAUUUCCGAAUACUUUUAUUAAGGAGCAGAAUUGAAUUUUAUUUUCCGAAUUUUUCCAACUUUUUUAAGCAGUUUUAAUGGCAGCGUGACAAGUAAGACAGUCAGUUAGUUGUAAGCGUAUUUAGAAUAGGCUAAAAAUGUUUUGUGAAAUUUUAAACUGAAUGAGAGACGUUAACGAAAGAUGUUAAGCUUUGAUUAACAUUCUCCAGGAGUUCUGACAAUAGUUCAAUAAAACUAACCAUUAUUUCAUCAAGCAGUAUUAUCAACAAAAACCUACCAGAAGUAUAUGAUUAUUUAUACCUACAUUGAAAAAUACCUACUAUAAAACUCAUUUCUAUUUAAAAUUUGAAAAUGUCUGUUUGUUGAGCUUCCGUGGAUAGAUAAACAAUUUAGAUAUACCUAAAAAUAGCUGUCGUUAGGUUCAGAUAGUCUAGCAAUUGCGAAUAAUAUUUAAAUUAAACAUUUGAAAUUUGUAAAAGCUGGGAAGGUUUCAGGACAUUUCAAAAUAAUGAUUUCCAACUCUUAGUGAUUAAAACUUCUAUAAUAUAACCUUCAAUUUCCGACUUACCCUAACCGAUUUUAUAUUGCUUUCAUAUAAAGUUUGACAGAGCUUGAAAACUUUUAAAAGAAUAAGAAUUGCACAAAAGAUUUAAAUCGAUUUAGGGUAUGUGGCAUUUGAUUAAAA
Molecule: messenger RNA, 3495 nt
Organism: Drosophila suzukii
Lineage: Eukaryota; Metazoa; Arthropoda; Insecta; Diptera; Drosophilidae
Cellular component (GO): cytoplasmic vesicle membrane
Source: RefSeq, a predicted model, not a curated record